CCUGGCACUUGAAGUUUGGGCCCUUCCUGUGUAACGUGCUUUGAUUGAAAGGGUCUCACAGGAAUCUCAACACAGGGAGAGGAAACUGCGAGAGUAGCAAACAGCCUCACCUAGAGGACCUGGUGCCGUGGCUACCUGGCAGCCGGGGCGACAGGAAAGGGAGGAGGGGGAAGCCCCAGAGAAGGAGGCGCUGCCGGGAGUCCCUCAGGAGGCGGCGCUCUCCUGGGCGCGGCGGGAAAACGGGGCGGGACGGACAUCCGGCGACCGGUGACUGGACCCUGCGGCUCGAAUUGGGAGGAGAGGGGAGGGCCUCAGAGACCUCUGUCGGGGUCCUGGAAUGGGAGACAGGAAGGGCUUUAGAUUUUAUGACUCUCCUCCUUUGUCUGUGGCCUAUGCCAUCGGAAACGUAUUAAGAAACAAACAAACAAACAAAAAACCACUGCUCCAAGGGGGAGAGUCUAGCCUCCCAUCUCUUGGAGCCGGAUCUUGAAGUUCGUUUGUAAGAGAGGGGGUGGAAGAGAAAGAAAAGGCUGAUCGCCGUUAAGAGAAACUGAAGGGAACCACAGACAAGGAAGGAUCGCCCUUCUGACCCUCAUAGCUGAAGACCCUAUUGAGGCUUUCAAGCAUUUGGAAGCUGCAGUGGAUUUGCUUUAAAAGGGAGAUCUCAGAAUUGAUUACACAGCUCAAAUCUGGAAUACUUUACAAAAUAUAUUUUUGGAAAGAUAAAUUGGAAGCUAGGUUAAAGUAGCAGUGGGCACUUACAGAGUUAUAGACUGCUCUGAUGUGUAAUGGGCCAUAUUAAAUUCACAGAAGAAAUCGUGCCAUUCUUCAUCCACGAUGAUGCAGGAACUGUAAAUAUGAUGUCAGAAUUCAUUGCUAAUUUGCCACAGGAGCUGAAGGCAACACCUUCUGAGAGGCAGCCAUCAUUACCAGAGCUACAACAAUAUCUACCUACAUUAAAGGAUUCAAAUAUUGGUUUUGAUGAAUUUAAGAAAAUUAUUCAUAAUAGAGAAAGUGAAGCAGAUGAUGAUAGUCCUUCAGAAUUAAAAUACUUAGCCUUGGAUACUCAUUCCCGAAAAAAGAGAGAUUCCUCUAUGUCACUAUUUGAGAAAUGUUGCCAAAUUGGUUGUACUGGAAAAUCUCUUUCUCGAUUAUGCUGAAAUGAAGCUACUUGUGUAUAUCUCAUCUAAUGUUCACGUGUAUUCUUUAUGACAUUUUCACUGAUGCCUCUGUCAGAUCCCACUGAGCCUUUGAAUAGGAUAAAUUUUUAUUUAUAUUUGGAUUUUUCAU
Molecule: messenger RNA, 1290 nt
Organism: Microcebus murinus (gray mouse lemur)
Lineage: Eukaryota; Metazoa; Chordata; Mammalia; Primates; Cheirogaleidae
Source: RefSeq, a predicted model, not a curated record